CUGUGGGAGAUAUAAAAGGUCAUGGAUAGCACAAGGCUGGCUAGUCCUCCUUCCUGCCUCAGUAAGUGGGUGCUCAAGGUUUGGUGGCUGGCUGAGAGACCCAUAGAAGCUUUUAGAAUGUUCAUCUCCCCCAAAUUUUACAGAGGGCUGGGCCAGCUUGAAGCCUACAUUGGUGUGGAGGAAGGAGUGGCCUUCAAAAUGGACAACCACCAAUUCUGGGACACAAUGACUGCUGGCUAUCAAUGGACCAUAAUGGGUGUAUCUGUAAAGAGAGACUCAAGCAAGUUUUGGGUAGUCCCUUUACCUUCAAGAAAAGUGAUGCUGAGAAACAGGCGUGGUAUGAACCUGGCUCCAGUGGAGAUAAGAACAGACCCCAGAACCUUUCCUGUUGUACCAGUCCCAUAUUCAGAAGAUCCGAAUCUAAAGUUUAGGGUCUACUACAAAGGUAAUAAGGUGGCUUUCCAGGCCCAUAAUGGUCUUUUCCUGGGCCGAGUAUGUAAAGAUUUUUGUAGACGGAUCAAUGCAUUGGAAGCAUCCAUGUUCUUCCCAGAUGACACCUGUUUUUUCCAGCCCGUGAUUGGGGACGUCCUUCUUCCUACCUUUAAAAUACUGAAUGUGAUUCCAAGGGGAAUUUCUCAGUUGGACUACUCCUCCCAUCUCAUUGAGACACGUGUUUUUAUCAACAGGGGAGAGGAACCCGUAGAACACACUUUCAACAUGACUUAUAGUGCCCGUAGUAUUGACAAAGUUUUCUGGAACAAUUUGUGGGGGCUUGGUUUGCCUUCAUUAUGUGCUUUCAAAGUUGACAGUGCAAGUCCAUCUGUGAUGUACAAUGUGAACAAUGACCACAUUGUCCCUCUUGUGAGGACAAUUUCUGAAGAGGUCCCAGAACAAGUGAUGGUACCCCCAAAAUCUGAAGUCAAAGCCUGCCUUUAUGCUGACAGGCAACGUUAUGCUGCUCUGCCUUUCAUAGCCACCAUCCAAAAAGUGAAACCUGAUGGCACCAUAGAGAUUUUCAGGGAAGCUGGGGCCUGGAAGGGGCUUGCCUAUCGUAACCUCAGAGUGGAGCACAGUGUUGUAAAGCUUUGAGCUGUAGAUGGCUAUGUGAUGCUCAUGGAACUAAUGGCCUUGUAAGGGGGACUGUGUGCCAGAUCAUAAACAGCCUACCCCCGAGGUUGUGGGGGUUUCUCCAUAAUCUCUGUCUGUUCCUUGUAGGACUGUAAUGCUUCGGAGACCAGUUUCUUCCUGACCAGGGCAGGUGAAGGCUUUGCCCUGGGGCAUCGUAGCAGUUCUUUUAAAAAAAAUUACAGGUGCCUGAAAAAAAGACAAUGAUGGCUACCUUUUUAUAGCAAGAGGGCGAGAAGCCUCACCUUGCAGCACUGUGUAGAGAACAUAAAUAAAAUUGUAAUGCCUUGUUUUUU
Molecule: messenger RNA, 1421 nt
Organism: Pogona vitticeps (central bearded dragon)
Lineage: Eukaryota; Metazoa; Chordata; Lepidosauria; Squamata; Agamidae
Source: RefSeq, a predicted model, not a curated record